AUGACGACAGGAUCGCCUGCUCUAGGGUUUAGAGAUCGGUCCCCGGGGACGCCGCGCUUCCUGAGGCAGCAGCGGCCCCUGGUGGCCGCGCCGCAGGGCACAGCCGCCUCGCCAGGAUGGAGGCUGGGAAGGCUGUGUGCCCUGCUGCGGAGGAGGCAGCCAGGCCAGCCCCACCGUCCUCUGGUUGGGACCCUCCUAGAGGCUGAGAACUCCCGGCUGCAGACCCCCGGCAGUGGUUCCAAGGCUUCCCUCAGCUUCCAGGACCCUAAGCUGGAGCUGCAUUUCUCUGGGACGCCAGAGGGCCGGCAUCUGGGACCUUUGCUCUCUGCCCUGAGCCCUACUCCCCUCUCCUCGCCCUUGCCUGAUACCCUGGAGACACCUGUGCCAGGCUUUCUGAAGAGCCAAGAAUUCCUCCAGGCCCGUACCCCAACCUUGGCCAGCACCCCCAUCCCGCCCACACUUCUGGCUCCCUGCGCUGUUACAGAUGCAGAGAUCAAAACCCAGGAUGCCCCCCUCUCCCUGCUCCAGCCGCAGCUUGGGAGGCAGUGGGCUCCAGAGGCCAUAUGGGCUAAAGACAAGGAGGCCAUCCCUACCAGCGUCCUGCCAGGACCAGAGGAACCCGGGGGUGAGCAACAAGAGGCCAGUACAGGCCAGUCCCCUGAGGAUCAUACCUCCUCAGCCCCACCCCUCAACCCUGAGCGCCCUAGUUUAGAGGCCAAAGGUGGAGAACCCAAUGGGUCUGGAAUGUCCAGCAGAUUCCAGGAGGAAGGUGAAGGGCAAAUUGGGGGGCUGGCAGAGAAAGAAACAGCCAUAGAGGUCAAAAUGGUGAACGGUCUGCAGCAGGAAACAUGGCAAGAAGAUGGGGGUCUGAACAUGAAGAAAAUCCAGGACUCCCAGGGUCCUUUGGAAAAAGAAACUCUGAAGUCUCUGGAAGAGGAAAUUCAAGGGCCACUGAUGUCUCUGGAAGAACAGACCCACGAGACACUGAGAUCUCUAGAGAAAGAGAAUCCAGAAUCUCUGCAGUCUUCAGAAGAAGAGAGUUUAGACACAUCAAAAGGUCUAGAAAAGGAGAAUCAAGAGCUAUUGAUGUCUUUAGAAGAAAAGAAUGCAGAUGUAGUGAGACCUCAAGAAAAAGAGACUCUAGAACUACUUAAGCCUGUAGGAAAUGAGGACUCACAGACAUUGCAAUCUCUAGAAAAGGAGAAUCAAGAACUAAUGAGGUCUCUUGAAGGUACUCUAGAGACGUUUUUAUAUCCAGGGAAGGAAAGUCAAGAAUUAGUGAGGUCUCGAGAAGAGAACUUUGAGUCAAUGAGAGAUCUAGAAAAGGAGAACCAAGAGCCACUGAGAACUCUAGAAGAUGGGAAUCGAGAGAACUUGAGACCUCUAGAAAAAGAGAACCAGGAACCACUGAGGUCUCUGGAAGAAGAAGACCAGGACACAGGGAGACCUCUAGAAAAAGAGAACCAAGAACCAGUGAAGUCUCUAGAAGAUGAGAACCAGGAGACAGUGAGACCACUAGAAACAGAGAACCAGAGGUCCUUGAGGUCUUUAGAAGAUGAGGACCAGGAAACAAUGAAGCCUCUAGAAAAAGAGAACCAAGAGCCACCAGUGGAGUCUUCAGAAGAAGACCAGGCAACACCGAAACUUCUAGAAAAGGUGAAACUAGAACCACUAAAGUCUCUUGGAAAAGACCAGGAGAUAUUUCGACCUCUUGAAAAAGAGAAUCAACAGUUAUUAAGAUUCCUAGAAGAAGAGAGUGCAGAGGUGAUGAGAUCUCCGGAAACAGAGAAUUUAGAAUCGCUCCAGUCAGCAAGAGAAGACUUGGGAAUAUUGCAGUCUCUAGGAACUCUAGAGCCCCUGUGGUCUCCAGGAGAAGUGAAUCAGGAGACAAUGAAGCCUCUAGAAAGGGGAAGUCAAGAACCACUGGAGUCGGUAGAAGAGAACCAGGAGACAUUGAGGCUCCUAGAACAGGAGAACCAGGAGUCCCGGAGAUCUCCAGGAGAGUGGGGCCUAGAAAAUUCGAGACCUCCAGAGGGGAGAGGUCAGGAAAGUCAAAGGUGCCUGAUGGAGGAAGAGACCCCGGAGCAGAGGAGGAAUCAGGAGUCCCCGGGGUCUUUGAAAGAGGAAAGGCAGGAGUCCCCGCUGUCUGCCCGACACCAGGGGAGGGAAGAGAGAGUGGCAGACCAGGAACUGGACCAGGAAACGCCCCCCGGCGGGGCCGCAGGGGGCAAGGAGGCCGAGGCAGAGCUGGACGUGAGGGAGUGGGGUGGCCUCCCCGGGAAGUCCGCGGGGCAUGGAGAACUGCAGCUGGCUGCCGCAAGGGAGGUCUGGAGCGCAGGGGAGGGGCGCCCAGGGGGCCCUGAGCCCGAGGAGCAGAGGGUCCCGGUUGAGGGAGCCAGUGGGGAGGGAGGCCCCGAGGGCUUCCAGGACCCUGAAGGGCAGCCAGAGCAAGCGGGGGGCCCGGGCCUCCGAGCUCCCCAGGGAAUGUCGGAGGGGAGAGACCUGGUGUUGGAAGGUGGAGAGGAGGCCCCAAGGGGUGGCCAGGUCUCAGAGGUCGCCUCGACGGCUGUGGGUGAGGCUGCUUCGGGCAGCCAGCAGGGACCAGAGCGGGAGGUGGUGGUGCCACCCGUGGGUGAGGAAGGUUUGGAGGCAGAGAAGAGGCAGGGCUUGGAAGAACCCCAAAAGGACGCAGAGGAGGCAGCUGCUCUGAAACCAGAGCUUUCCAGCCCAGCAGGGAGGAGCACAGACCUCCCGGAGCCUCCCAGGGGCUGGGAGGAGUCGGAGCCCGAGGCCCCCUGGGGGGCGGAGGGGGCGUUCCCUGCCGAGACCCUGUGCCGCACUCUCGGCGGAAGUGGUACCCCUCAGCCCGGGCCCCAGGGGCCCGAGGACGCAGGGGAAGAAGCAGUGUUAGAGCCAGCGUCGCCGCCCAAGCCAUCAGAGCCCCGGUCGCCCACCCCAAUCCCUGGAGAUGCCCCUGGGCCCCAGCCCCUGGCCGCGGGGAGCCAGGAGGCUGGCUGGGGGCUGGAGGGCCGAGCGGAGGCUCUGGGAGGGGUGGAGGGGGAGCCAGAGGAGCUGGGUUCUGAGGGGAGCCCCGAGGAUCUCCAGGAGGAGGGGGAGGAGAACCGAGAGGACAGCGAGGCUGAUGAGCUUGGGGAGACUCUUCCUGACUCCACUCCCCUGGGCCUCUAUCUCAGGUCCCCCGCCUCCCCCAAGUGGGACCUGCUUGGGGAGCAGAGGCCCCCCCCUCAAGGGGAGACCAGAAAGGAAGGCUGGGAUCCUUCUGUGCUGGCCUCUGAAGAGUGUGGGGCCCAGCCAGGGGAAGAGGAGGAGGGGGAGGAGGAGGGGGAGGAGGGGAGGAGGGAGGAGGAAUGCGGUCAGGACUCUGACUUGUCGGAGGAAUUUGAGGAUCUGGAGGCUGAGGGUUCUCUCCUUCCUGGGGUCCCCGGGGAGGCUGUGGAGCCUCCAGGCCAGAGGCCUCAGAUGCUGCUGGAGCCUGCAGCCUGGGAAGGGGAUGGGGAGUCUGAUGGGUUUGCAGAUGAGGAAGAGAGUGGGGAGGAGGGCGAGGAAGACAGAGAGGAAGAAGAGGGGAGGGAGCCAGGGGCUGGCCUGUGGGGCCCAGGGCCCUCUGUCAGCACCCUCCGCGCUCUGAGUGGCCCUCAGGGAGGGACCCUCCCGGGCUCUGAGACCGUGGAUGUCAGCGUUCCCUGGGACGACAGCUCGCGAGGCAUAACAGCCGAUGCCGGUGAGGAGUCCCGGGACAGCACCGAGCCCGAGCCCUCGGGCUCAGAGGAAGAGUCUGACCCUGCUCCCUUGGAGAGGGAGGACCCAGUCCCUGGCCCUCUGGAGAGCCACUGUGGGAUGGGAGACACGGGCCUGGGGGUAGGGGACACCCUUGGGGUCAAUGGUCGGGUCCCCAGCUUGAAGGAGGAGUUAGAGCAUGUGAAUGGGGGGGUGGUAAAUGGGCUGGAGCAGUCAGAGGGAGGAGGGCAGGGAGAACCAGGGGGCCCCGAGGGGGACCAAAGGAGCCCCUUGGAGGACGAGGAGGAGGGGGGUGCCCUGAGGACUCCUUGGGCAGGACCUUCUCUUCACCUGGGCCCAGGCCAGUUCCUGAAGUUCGGUCAGAGGGAAGGCGACGUGGAGUCUUGGUCCUCGGGCGAGGACUAG
Messenger RNA from Puma concolor (puma), 4164 nucleotides. The record is from RefSeq and is a predicted model, not a curated record. NCBI's taxonomy places the organism in Eukaryota, Metazoa, Chordata, Mammalia, Carnivora, Felidae.